Molecule: messenger RNA, 240 nt
Organism: Gongylonema pulchrum
Lineage: Eukaryota; Metazoa; Nematoda; Chromadorea; Rhabditida; Gongylonematidae
Source: the annotation of a GenBank genome assembly
AUGACCAAAGAAGCUGCACAACGUUGGCGACAAAGUUAUCGAAGAUAUCGCCAUUAUCGACAUGCCUUACGAAGUAUUAAUUUCUCCAGUUUCAUUGGUUUACAGAUAUUCGGUCGUCUUGCUCAGGCUUUUGUUGCUCUAGAAAAUCGCGGAUACCGCCAGCAGUGUAAAUUCAUAACCAAUGUUUACGCGAUCUUCCAAGACUACAUCGUCAGUCCAUUUGAUCAGGCGUUCAAUUGA